CCUGUACAACUCUGGGGGGGGCUCACGUGGUGCUGGGGGCACCUCACUCUGUGCUAGGGGGUCCUGGUCUGUCCCAGUGCUGGCUGUGGGGUGCGCAUUGAGGUGGAGACCCCGCUCCUGGGGACCCCACUCCUGGGGACCCCGCUCCUGGGGACCCUGCUUUUGGGGACCCCGCUGCGGUGGCUCGUGGCCCCGUUGGCUCGUGGCCCUGGUGGCUCGGGCACGCUCCCGAGCAGCAGCUUUGUGUGCAGAGCCGGGGCCAGCAGAUAAGGAGCCUCCUCCCCGCUCCCACCUGCCCGCGGGACUCGUGCCAUACAAGCAGGGACACUCGCCCCAGCUGCCUCGUAUGGCCGUAGCCAGGAGCCCCCCCCGGGUUGUCCCGUGUCCCCUUGCGGGAAGGCAAGCCGGGUGUUCCCCUGUGACCCCAAAAGACCCCAGGUUUCCCUCGGUGUCUGCUUUGGGGUCCCCAGAAUUGGCAAACGCCUCUCCCCCCAUUUCGGAGCUGUGUCAGCCGGGGCUGAUCCCACCCCGCCGUUGGCCAUAUGGGAUCCCUGUAGGGUCUCUGUAGGGCUGCCAAGGAGCCUCGGGGAGGAGGGGGGGGUCCCGGCCCUCCCCACCCCCUCCGUGCUGGGGAAAAGGGGUUCAGAGUCCGCUGUGGGUUCGGUGCGGGCGGGCAGGGCAAGGCAGUGCAAAGAGCAGCUGGGGCGGGGGGGGGGGGUGGCAGCACCGUGAGCAGCGCCCUUUCCCCUCGGGGGGGGCACCGAACCCCUCGGCAGCCCCCCAGCUUUACUGGGGGGUUUCCCUGACCCGCCCCGAUCCCACAGCCACCCAUCAGAGGGGUGACUUUGGGGUGCUGCGGAUGGGCAUGGGGGUGCCCUGUGGGCCCCCACCCCGCUGCCAGGGCUCCUUUUGGCUCCGUGCCCCCCCCCUCUUCAGCUUCUCUCAUUUGGGAACAUCCCUUCCCUGCUCCGUGCAGGAUUUGGGGUUUUUGGAGGGGUCGGAGAUGCCCCAAGACCCUCAGAGGGGUAGCAGCACCCCGGGGUGCUGCCGUCCCCAUCCCGGACCCGAACCUUCCCAGCUCUCCAUCCUGCAGCCGGGGGCUGACCCCCCCCCUCCCCACCUCCAGCCCCCCAAAAUCUGGCUUUAGCUGGGGGCUCUGCAAAAAAAUAUCCCAAAGGGCAAGGAGGGCGGCAUCCCAUGGCCAGACCCAGCACCCUUGGCACCACCACAUCCCAAAAACGGUGUUGGCACCCCAGGGUGCCCCAUGCCCCCCCAGCUGGGCGCAUCGUGCCCCCCUUUACCCCCCCCUUUACUUUGGGUGCUGCUUUUCCCACGCCCUGGGGAGCGUGGGGGGGUGGCGGGGCUGGCUCCAAGGGGGGGGGCCCUGGGUGUGUGUGUGUGUUUUUUGGGGGGGUGGCGGUGACGGGCAGAGCCCGGGCAAGCCCGGGGAAGGCAGCGGCGCUGUUGAAACCCAGCGUUGGCAGGAGGAGCGCCCACGGCCCCCGGGGGGAGAGGUUGCUCUGAUGCUUGGGCUGGGCGCUGGGUGUAGCCCCUGGCGCCGGGGCUGUUGGCAGGAGGAGCUGGCGGGGGGCCCGGACCCCCCCUUUUUUUUUUAAUCCCCCCCCCAAGACCUCAGGCUCCUGCUGGCGCUUCCUUUCCCACCCCCAGCACCGUAUCGGGGCGCUGCGGUGCCCCCUCCCCAGGCAGGGGUGGGUUGGAGGUGGUGUGGGGGGGUCCCGCAGUGUCCCCCAGGGUGGGGGGCUCAGGGUUUGGCCGCCUGCUCUGGUUCUUUCCGUCCUGUCCCCCCCCCGUUGGGGUCUGGCUGUGCCUGGCUCAGCUGUCGUGUGCCUAAUCCUGCCCGGCUGGGGGGGGCGGCAGCUGGGACGCAGGAGGGGACCCCCUUGUCCUUUGUCCUUGGUGGCUGUGUCCCAGCCUUGGCCGGAGCCCCCCCCCCAGCUGCACGAGGGGUCCAAGUUGUCCCCCCCCUCCCGGCUCGGCUCCGUGCCUCAGUUUCCCCACUGCUCCAGGAGGGGGGGAGCAGCCGAAGCCCCGCACUUGGUGACGGGGACACGUGGGUGGCCACGGAUGGGGGUGUCCGGGGGGGGGUCAGGGGUUGGGUUCCAGCAGGAGGGGGGCCCUGGAUGUCCCCCCCCUCCCCGUUCCCAUCCCAAAUCUCGCUGGCAGCCGCUCGGGGUCUGCUGUGGGGCAGGCGUUUCCCAUGCGCUCCCCGUUCCCCAUUGGGGUGCUCGGGGGCAGAGCCGGGGAUUGGGGCAAACCUGCUCGGGUGGGGGGGGUGCGGGGGAGGCAGCGAAUUCCCACAGGAGCUCGGGAGGGCCCUGGCUCCCUGGGGGGGCGGAAAACAGCCCCCGGCGCCUCUCCUGCCCCUCCCCAUGAAGCUGGGUGCGCUCCCCGGGGAGCCGGAGCUGUGCCGAGCAGCCACGGGGACCCCGCUGCCAUGAGGGACGUGCUGGGGGGGGCCCUGUGGGACAGCCCGGCCUGGGAACAGGCCAAGCGGAAGCUGGACCUGGAGGGCCUGGACUUCCGCACGCCCAAGGGGAAGGGCAGGACCCUGGCGCAGCUCCCCAGCCCCAGGACCCCCAAAUCCCCCGGGGAGAAGACGCGCUACGACACCUCGCUGGGGCUGCUGACCAAGAAAUUCAUCCACCUGCUGAGCGAGUCGGCCGACGGCGUGCUGGACCUCAACCGCGCCGCCGAGGUGCUGGGGGUGCAGAAGCGCCGCAUCUACGACAUCACCAACGUGCUGGAGGGCAUCCAGCUCAUCCGCAAGAAGUCCAAGAACAACAUCCAGUGGAUGGGGACGGGGAUCUUCGAGGACGCGGCGCUGGCGGCCAAGCAGCAGGCGCUGCGGGGGGAGCUGGCCGAGCUGGCCAAGGGCGAGCGGGCGCUGGAGCAGCUCCUGCACGACUGCGCCCUGCAGCUCCGGCAGCUGACGGACCACGAGGACAACCAGAGGCUGGCGUACGUCACCUACCAGGACCUCCGCACCAUCAGCAGCUUCCAGGAGCAGACGGUGAUCGCCGUCAAGGCUCCCCCCGAGACCAGGCUGGAGGUGCCGGACUUCAGCGAGGACAACCUGCAGCUCCACCUGAAGAGCACCAACGGCCCCAUCGAGGUGUACCUGUGCCCCGAGGAGAUCCCGGAGGACAGCCCCACCAAGCAGCACGACGUCCCCCCCGCCACCACCACUCCCCCCCCGCAGGACAGCAGCACCCACCCCUCCCUACAAAACAACCCCGAGCCCCCCGGCGCAUCCCCGCAGCCCCUCCACGGGCACCGUGCCCCAUCCUUGUCCCCGUCCCUGCCCCUCUCCAGCCCGGGGGGGCCCGGCUCCCUGCUGGAGGUGGGGACGGGGCUGCUGGGCUCCCCCCAGCACCUCCUGCAGCAGACGGAGGACCAGCUGCCCUGCGCCCCCUCCUACCUGGACUCGGGUCCCUUCGUCACCUUCUCGCCCCCCCUGGAGCAGGACGACUACCUCUGGGGGCUGGAGGACGGCGAGGGCGUCAGCGACCUCUUCGAGGCGUACGACCUGGGGGAGCUGCUGAAGAACUGAGCCUCUGCUCCCCGAUGCCACCCCCCUUUUGCCUGCUGUCCCCCCCCCCGUGCCUGUCCCCAAGGUGGGUGGGAUGGAGAGCGCAGCGCCCUGCGUGGCUCUGCCUUGGUUGGGGGUUUUGGGGGUCCCAGGGCUGUGCUCCCCUCCGUCACCCCCACGGCUUGAGGGCUGCUGGCAGACCUGGGGGGGCUUUGUGUGCAUGGCACGGGGUUAGGGGCACCCCAGCCCCCCCCGGGCAGCACAGAAACCCCUGCCCAGAAGGGGCUUUGCUGGGUGUGGGGUCACAUUUUGGGGCUUGCUCCCCAGUCCGACUGGUGCUUCGGGGUGGUGGCUGCUGGUUUGGGUAUUACGGGGCACGGUGCAGCUCUCCUGGGGUUUGAGCCGAUGGAUGGAACGCCACCGAGGUGGUGCUUCCCCCCCCCCAGAGCUGAAAUAUCCUUAAAAACUAUUAGCCAAGAUGAAAUCACCUCUUGUUAAAGGGGGGAGGGCGCUGAACCUCUUAAACCAGCAGGCAGCAAACUGGGCAGGGAGCAUCCCCUCUCCUGCCUCUGCCGGCUCCCUGAGAGCUGUCGGUGCUGGGGGGGUCUGAACUGGAGCUUAAUGGGCAGGAGGUGGUGGUGACUGGGACUGGGGGGGUGCUGGGAGCAGGGUGGGGGGGUUGGUGUGGCUGUGCCAGCGGCAGAGCCAGGUGCGCCACGGACCCCUUGGUCCUUCCCAGCUGUGCCCCACAGAGAAACCCAAGCUUUUCCCUAAUUGUACCGCUUUCCCCUUCCUCGCUGGGGGGCACGGAGGCCUGGCCCCCUCUCCCCAUGCUGGGAUCAACCUGGAGCCGAUUCCCUGCGCUGAUUUUUCCCCUGGGGGCCGGGCGCUGGGGCUGGAGGUGGCCACUUGGGUUUGUGCUCCCCACGGCCUCAUCCCGCAGCAAGGAUGCGCUGAGGGGGGGGGGGAAAAUCCUGCCCUGGACCCCAUCCCCUUGGGAACUUCGGGCAGAGUUCCUCCCUCCAGGCUUCUUCUCCUGCCCUUGUAAAUUGUACCUUAAUUAUUGCACUGUAUUUAUACGGGACCCACCUUCGGCACGGCGCUGCCGAGGGUUUCUUUGGCGUGUCGGGUGUUUAAGCGAGUGUAUUUAAGGCGUCCUUCCUCGAGUUCGCUCUCCUGCAGUUUGGCUUGGACGUGGUGUGGGUGAGGAUGUGUUUUGGUGUGAAAAAAAAAAAAACUCGUGGCACUUGGUGUUUUCUGCUCGGGAGGGGAUGAAAUGAAAUAAAACUUGGGAGUCAGA
Molecule: messenger RNA, 4850 nt
Organism: Anas platyrhynchos (mallard)
Lineage: Eukaryota; Metazoa; Chordata; Aves; Anseriformes; Anatidae
Gene: E2F2
Product: E2F transcription factor 2
Biological process (GO): regulation of transcription by RNA polymerase II
Cellular component (GO): RNA polymerase II transcription regulator complex
Molecular function (GO): RNA polymerase II cis-regulatory region sequence-specific DNA binding; protein dimerization activity; DNA-binding transcription factor activity, RNA polymerase II-specific
Source: RefSeq, a predicted model, not a curated record